This is a messenger RNA of Danio aesculapii, 2766 nucleotides long. RefSeq names its product solute carrier family 35 member D1a (gene slc35d1a). Lineage: Eukaryota; Metazoa; Chordata; Actinopteri; Cypriniformes; Danionidae. Gene Ontology annotation, cellular component: Golgi apparatus. The record is from RefSeq and is a predicted model, not a curated record. The transcript is spliced from 12 exons. The coding region runs from base 48 to 1058 and encodes 336 amino acids. Gene Ontology annotation, molecular function: GDP-fucose transmembrane transporter activity; antiporter activity.
AGUUCAGAGGCGUCAACGUGGGGAGGAAGAAAGGCGCUGCGUUCGGAAUGAAGCAAUGUGAGACGAGGAAUGAAGCGGCAGGGAUGGCGGACCAGACGCUAACGGUACUCCUCAAACUCUCAGCUGCGGGCUUUUACGGAAUCAGCUCGUUCCUCAUAGUUGUAGUCAACAAGAGCGUCUUGACUAAUUACAGGUUUCCUUCGUCAAUAUGCGUUGGCAUUGGUCAGAUGCUGGCAACAGUAGUUGUGUUACGGGUAGGAAAGGCCCUCCGGGUGAUCACCUUCCCCGAGUUUGAUGGUAGCAUACCUAGAAAGACAUUUCCGCUACCUCUUCUUUAUGUUGGAAAUCAAAUAACAGGGCUCUUUGGAACUAAAAGACUCAACCUGCCAAUGUUUACAGUAUUAAGGAGGUUUUCAAUUCUCUUUACAAUGCUGGCAGAGGGUUUCUUGUUAAAGAAGAAGUUCUCUCGGCCAGUUCAGCUGACAGUAUUUACUAUGAUUCUUGGGGCCUUUGUAGCUGCAAGUGCUGAUUUGGCUUUUGACCUGCAAGGGUACGUGUUCAUUUUAAUGAACGAUGUCUUAACUGCUGCCAAUGGAGCUUUUGUGAAGCAGAAACUUGACUCUAAGGAGCUUGGGAAGUAUGGCCUGCUCUAUUACAACGCUUUAUUUAUGAUACUUCCAACUCUGCUUUUAGCACACGUCACAGGAGAUAUGGAUAAGGCAUUUGAUUAUGACGGCUGGUCAGAUGUUUUGUUUAUAGGUCAAUUCUUUCUCUCUUGUAUAAUGGGGUUUAUUUUAAUGUACUCCACUGUACUUUGCACACAGUAUAAUUCUGCGCUAACUACUACCAUCGUCGGUUGCCUAAAAAAUAUAUUAGUGACAUAUAUUGGAAUGGUGUUUGGAGGGGAUUACAUUUUCUCAUGGACUAAUUUCAUUGGUCUAAACAUCAGUAUUGCUGGCAGUCUGGUGUAUUCCUACAUUACCUUCACCGAGGAGCAGACCACCAAACAGAGCGAGAACACCAACAAACUAGAGGUCAAAGGAAAAGUGGCUGUAUGACCAAUGGAUGGAUGCUCCAUUGCGAUGCACAAGACUGUAUCUGUGAGUUUUUGUAUUUCUUGCAAGAGCAAGCAAGCAGAAGUCCCUCCCUGAAUUGUUUUUUAUUUUCAAUUUUAAUGACAUGAAGACGAUAUUGACUGUAAAAACUAUAGCAGGUACAAGCAGGACGUUGACCAAGCUUCAAACAUACUGGAAUGUGCUUUUCCAGUGCAAAUAUUGACCUAUUUCUCACUACUCUGAAGAAACUGUGUCUGCGUUACAAAUGAAGAGUGUGUGUCCCGUAAUGAACUGCUUUCACUGGAUUGUUGGACACAAAUUGGGAAUAUUGACUGUCUUUAUGUUGAAACACCUGUUGUGUUGCCUAUUGAAGAGUACUUUUAUAGUUGUCCUUUUUUAGUUAGUAAAGUUAUUUAUUUUUAUGAAAGUUCAUAUUAUUGCUAGGAAUGUAAAUUAGGUUUUAUUUACUGGUAAUGUUUUAUUAUCCUGUCUACAGAAAGGGAGUUAACAUUGUUUAAAUGGUUAAUCGUGGCAGUUCUGUUACACAACUUGAGUUCUACAUGAUUGUUCCUUUAGAUGAUGAUUUGAAGAGUGUAUGAGUGUGUAAAAUAAGGUACGCAUGUGAAACUUGAGUAUUUUUAAUCACAAGCUUUAAAGAAGAACAAUAUUUUAAGCAUUCUCAGUGUUGCAGUGUUCAACUGAAGAAAUUUGUAUAAAUGCUUUUAUACUUUUUUUGUAUUCGAGAACAGAAUGCAGUAACUUUGUUUUGUACUGAUGGAAUCAUUGUUUAUUUUAAAGGAAAAUGGUGUAGUAAUUGCACUUUAACAGAUUUUUUUUCUCAGUUUUCAGUGAUUUCUAAGUAGAACAUUUCAGUAUUUUGAUAAAUGUUAAACUAAUUUAAUGUGACAUUGGUUUUUUUGACCAAUAUUCUUUGCGCAGUGUUGCUUGUGCUAGACAUCUGGAAAACCUGACACAUUUGGCUGUUACGGAAUGUCUUGUCGUUCGUGUUGCCACUUCUCUUGAACACAGUAUUUGUACAUUUGCUUAGAGAUUCAGAUUUUAUGGAUGUGCUAUAUUUUUCUGCACUGCUAUGUUCAAAGACAUACUGUUGCUUCAGAUGGGUUUUAUAUGUUCAGCUUCGACUUUUCAUGUUUUUAUUCAGUUUAGUUAAAGAAACAUUUCUUUGUCAAAAUUGUUCACAUUCUCAGUGACUGUAUCAGCAAGAAAUGGGAAGUGUAUAACAUAUAAAAUACCUCAGCACAAAGAAUCUGCAUUCCAUUUCAUUUUCUGAUGUUAACCAAAAUAUAAUGCUUUGUUUUGUUUAUUUUUUUAUUCUUCUUCGCAUAGUUUUGUUUUCUCUGGAACUGUAUUGUGUAGUACUUUCCCUACAGUUGUUUGAAUAACAUAAAAUCACAUGGAUUGUCUAACAAAUUUGAUUGGAACAAUUGAUUUGAGCAGCAACAAAAACAAGUUAUAUUUCACAUUAUAAAUUUGGAUAUGCUAUCAAACUGCUCUAUAUUUGCCUGACCCCACCCCCUUCAUUUUUGAAGGACAUCUAUACAUCGUUCCAACAAAAGACAGUUUCAGUCAACGUCAUUCUCGCUAGGGGAAAUGUCAAAUUAACUGUACAGGUCGUUCACAUAUCAUAUGAGAAGCACACACAAAGCAGAUGCUUUAUACACAGAAAUACUUGUGUAUAAAUGUUCAUUGC